GCACGUGGUAGAGCGAUGGGUGUGCUGAGAAGGGCUGUGCCCGUGCCGUGCCCUCCGCGCCGCGGUCGACUCAGGUAUACCAGGCCAGCACGCGGCGCGCCAUUGGAGCUGGAGAAGAGGGCCGGUAGGUGGACUCCCACAGACUUUGCCUUCCUCUCUUCCGCAGUAGUGCAGUACCAAGACCAACCACUGUCCGGCAGGCUGUCGUCAUCCACCGGCCGGCACAUUGUGCAUGCACUUGCGCAUCGGAUCGCAUCAGCUGCUGCUUUUGUCCACCAAGCAACUAUUCCCUUUCCUUCCGCCGCCCAAAUGCCCUCGUGCCCGGCACCGGCACCGGCAGUGGCCACCUUCCUCCUCGUCGCGCUUCUCUCGUGCGGCACACGGGCCAUCCGGACGCACGGCGGCUAUGUCUCCGCGGUCGGGGACCCCGGCAUGCGGCGCGACGGCCUCCGCGUGGCAUGGGAGGCGUGGAACUUCUGCAACGAGGUCGGCCAGGAGGCCCCCGGCAUGGGCAGCCCCCGCGGUGCCGAUUGCUUCGAUCUUCUCGAGACGAGCUCCGACGAGGAGGGGCGGCCGGUGUACUCGGUGGCGCACCUGGUGAGCGACGCCGACAACCGCCUGGGCGCGGGCGACCCGUUCCCGGGGUCCCCGCCGGGCGCGGCCCGCGUCACGGACGCCGACCUCUACGCGCCGGCCAAGGAGCUGUACCUCGGCGACCGCUGCCAGGUGGCCGACACCCCGGCGCCGUGGCAGUUCUGGAUGGUCAUGCUCAAGAACGGCAACCUCGACACCACCGCCGCCGCCUGCCCGGAGAACGGCCGCCCCGCGCGCCCGUUCCCGCAGACGUCCCGCUUCCCGUGCCCCGCCGGCGCCGGGUGCAUGAACCAGCCGCUGCUGUUCCACAACCGCACCGCGCUGGACGACGCCGGCCGCCGGCUCCGCGGCGGCCUGUUCGGGACCUACGACCUCGACGCCGCCGCGGGUCUCGGCGCCGGCGACGUCUCCUUCUACUCCGUGACGUGGGAGAAGGAUGUGGCGGCGAGCGGUCGCGGCGGCGGGUGGGCAUUCCACCACAAGCUGUGCACGUCCACCAAGUACCCGUGGCUGAUGCUGUACCUACGGUCCGACGCCACCAGGGGCUUCUCCGGCGGGUACCACUACGACACCAGAGGCAUGACCAAGACAGUGCCGGAGUCUCCGGACUUCAAGGUGCGGCUGACCCUGGACGUGAAGCAGGGCGGCGGGCGCAACAGCCAGUUCUACCUGAUGGACAUGGGCAGCUGCUGGAAGAACGACGGGCGCGCCUGCGACGGCGACACGGCGACGGACGUGACGCGGUACAGCGAGAUGAUCAUCAACCCGGCCACGCCGGCGUGGUGCUCGCCGUCGCGGAUCGACCAGUGCCCGCCAUGGCACACCUUCCGGAACGGCAGCCGCGUGCACCGCCGCGACGGAGCCCGCUUCCCCUACGGCGCCUACCACGUGUACUGCUCCCCCGGGAACGCGGCGCGCGCGGAGCAGCCCACCACCUACUGCGACGCCUACAGCAACCCGCAGGCGCAGGAGAUCCUGCAGCUGCUGCCGCACCCCGUGUGGGGAGAGUUCGGCUACCCGACGGCCAGGGGACAGGGGUGGGUCGGCGACCCCAGGGCGUGGGACCUCGACGUCGGCGCCAUGUCCCAGGCGCUCUACUUCUACCAGGACCCCGGCACGCCGCCGGCCAGGAGGCGGUGGACGUCGCUCGACGUCGGCACGGAGAUAUACGUCAGCGACAGGGCCGAGGAGGCGGAGUGGACGCUCAGUGGCUUCGACAUCCUUGUGCCGGACAAGUGUAUCAAGUCACAGCAACGGGCCAGCAACAGCUGCUGGUAGACAGACACUUUAAUGUCACUGUACGUUACGCUGAGUAGCAUAGCAGGCCAAAGUGUUCUUCGUACUAGAAGAGGUGGUGUAGGAUGACUAUAUUACUCAUGUUAGUACUAACUAACUAUAAAAAAUAAAAUGAUGAUUAAUCAACUUAUUUCA
Zea mays is the source of this 2025-nucleotide messenger RNA. RefSeq names its product Retrovirus-related Pol polyprotein from transposon TNT 1-94. Lineage: Eukaryota; Viridiplantae; Streptophyta; Magnoliopsida; Poales; Poaceae. The coding region runs from base 16 to 1872 and encodes 618 amino acids. The record is from RefSeq and is a predicted model, not a curated record. The transcript is spliced from 3 exons.